Molecule: messenger RNA, 1368 nt
Organism: Bombyx mandarina (wild silkworm)
Lineage: Eukaryota; Metazoa; Arthropoda; Insecta; Lepidoptera; Bombycidae
Gene: sand
Product: potassium two pore domain channel sandman
Biological process (GO): stabilization of membrane potential; potassium ion transmembrane transport
Cellular component (GO): plasma membrane
Molecular function (GO): outward rectifier potassium channel activity; potassium ion leak channel activity
Source: RefSeq, a predicted model, not a curated record
CUUCCGGAUGACAUGAGAGGUGCAGCGAUGCGUGUGGGUGCGAGCGACGCGCGGCCGCGGUCGUCACGAUGAGAAGCUAUGCCCCGUCGAAAGCGCAGGCUCGCGUCGCGUAUUAGAGCCUACAUACGCGGUCUCCUGUCAUUCCUCUUCAGCAAUGUCGGGGUCAUUGUACUCGUCGUCGCUUAUACUAUAGCUGGUGCGUUUAUGUUCCAAGCUAUAGAAGGCGAGAGCGAGAUGGAAAGAAUGACACAUAUGGCGUUAGAAAGGAACAACACAGCUGAGAACCUUUGGCAGAACGUUACUCUAGCACUCAACUUGUUCAACGAGACUGCUAUGAAAGAGAGGAUUACUAUAGAACUAAUACAUUAUCAAAAGAAAAUCGUGUUCGCUGUGCGUCACGGUUGGGACGGAGGCCGAUCGUCGAGGCAAUGGAGUUUCUCCUCGGCUUUCCUGUACUCCCUCACUGUUAUCACAACUAUAGGAUACGGUCAUUUAUCGCCCAGAACGAAUUGGGGUAAAGUGGUAACAAUAUUGUACACGCUUCUUGGGAUGCCUCUGUUCCUCCUGUAUUUAACUAAUCUUGGAGAGCUCCUAGCUCGGUGGUUCAAAUGCAUCUAUGCAUUGGUUUGCCACUGCAGGGGAUGUCCAGGAUUCACCAAAAGACGUGCUGCCAGAUUUAGACAGCAGUUGGAUAUAAGUGACGCUGAAAGUAUUGAGCGACCUCCACACUGGAGGUCUGGGUAUUUAGAUUCUGACUGCACUCCAGAAUACAGAAUUCCUCCGAAUGCUAGGGAUUUUCAAAGAAGGCCAGAUUACUUCCGCAGUGCGUCAAUGCCUCAGCCCUGGGAGAGGCGGGAGGUGCUCCCAGCACAGCCGCGGGGCUGGUCGGAGCCCCUCGCCUUCAGGACGGACUCGGAGGGCACCAGCGAAUUUAGCUAUGUCACUUUCGAUGCUCAAACGAUCACCGUGCCGAUCAGCGUCUGCGUAUGUAUUAUGGUUGGGUAUAUAAUAUUCGGCUCAAUGCUGUUCGGUAUGUGGGAGAAUUGGGACCAGCUGGACGGCGCGUACUUCUGUUUCAUAUCGCUCAGUAGUAUCGGUUUCGGCGAUUUUGUGCCCGGAGAAAGGGUCUACACGCCUCGCAUUGAGACGUCGUUCAUUGCGUGCUCCAUGUACCUCAUGCUGGGCAUGGCCCUGGUCGCGAUGUGCUUUAAUUUAAUGCAGGAGCAAGUGAUACAUUACUUUGCUGGUCUGAAGAGGGUUCUGAAGCGGGUUUCUCGCUGCAAGAGAUGACGUCACACCAGUCUUCAGCACCCCGACGUAUACGAUGUGGCCACGAAUUUGUCAGUAAACAAUAAAGACGUUUGUUAC